ACCGAUGCUUAUAGUCUGUCACGCGUUGUUGUUGUUAUUGUUAUCAUAGUUAUUUGUUUAUAACAAAAUUGAAAUCAAGAUUUUUCUACCGCAAACUUUUUCUCGCGCAAUACAAGUGAAAAUUGAAAAUAUAUUGAUAUUAUUGUCCAACACAUCCAUCUCUCUCCGUGCGUUACCGUGGAUACAUAUCAAACACUGCACGAAGCUUUUAGUUGACGCUUGCGGCCGAUUGCACUCGUGAAAAUUCUAAAAGUUCGAUACUAGACGAGAAAUGUGAAAUAGGUAUACAUAAUGUCGGAGAAUAUUCAUCUGAGCUUGUUGUCGCGGUACUACGGCCUGAAAAAAGAUGAAAACGGCGAGCAUCGUUCUGUCGUAUUGACGAGCUCCAAGGCAGUGGAAAAAUUUCAGAUUGCCCACGACGAGGACGGGCCGACCACCGAGCACUUGAUUUCUACCGAAGAAACUAACGAUAACGAGAAUUCCGAAGAUGAGCCGGAGAAAAUAAAUCAAGAAAUCGAGGAUUUCGUUUUGCCUAAAUCACCGCACAUACUCAAUGUCGAGGAUCUUGAAUUAGAAAUAAACGCUGCAGAGCCAGAAAGCACGAGCCCGGAAGUCGACAUAGUCGUCGAUCUGGAGGAGGAGAAAAAAGCACCGGUCAGCAAACCGUUGCCUCGACUCGAGGACACCUUGGCCAGGGCGCUGUCGAAGAUCAUCGAGUUGCCGCUCUCGGCCGGGAUGGUGCGUCUGGCCGGCAACAAUCCCGUCUGUCCGGCCACCAAGGCCAAAAAGUUGUGGCGCCAAAAGACGAUUCAGUCCAGGGAGAAUCUCCUGGCGCCGCCCAAUCUGCUGUCCAAGUUCAACGGCACCUACUUGGACUUGAACAAUUUUGGGAUUCCGAUUUUUCCGCUCAAUAUUUUGCCCCAAAUCACGAGUUUACAGAUUCUCUACCUGGAUAAUAACAAUCUAACAGAAUUGCCAGAGGAAUUAUUUAUAAUUUUAAAACAUUUGAAAUGGUUGGAUGUUAGAAAUAAUCAGUUAUGGAAUAUUCCAACGACCAUUAAAGGUCACGCAUGUCUAGAAACAUUAUUAAUUCAAGGAAAUAAUAUAGAACGUUUACCAUGCGAAUUAGGUCUUGUACCUAAUUUAACAAAUUUACAAACCGCAAACAAUCCUAUCGUUUUUCCUCCAAAGGAAAUAUUAGAUUUGGAUUGUGCAAGUAUUGUGAAUUUUUUGAGGACUGAAUGGAACAAAGAAAAUCCAAAUCAAAGAAUCGAACUGAGAACAAUCAGCGACGAGAAAUUAGUGACAAAAAAACCAUCGACCAUAAUUUGCUACCAACCAACGGUUAAAAAACUUAAAGAGAAAAAAUUGAAAUAUUUACAAAGUGAUUCGCCCAAAACGAGUGUUAGAGCUAAGCAAUGGAAUUACAAACCCAGCGACAGAUGUCCUAGCAAUCGAAGUAGAAACAUCUCUUUACAGAAAGUCCUUUGGAUGGAGGAAGCCAAAAAAAUUUUAAGCCAGCAAUCUAAAUUUCUCCAAAAAUCCAUCGAUAAAAAAGUCCUAAAUCAUUGGAGAUACCAGAAACGGUUCAAGCGACCUCGGAAAGAAUCGAAAUAUUCUCUUGAAGCCCCGUUUAGUUUAGAUGUGGAUAAACCUAGGGUGCAAAGCCAAAACAAAAAAACUUCAGAUUUCAUAUAUCUAGACGACUGUAAUUUCAAUGAAGAGUUUGAAAAAAUGGUGGAUUUAUUUAAAAAUCUUACGAAAGAAGAUUCAUCGGACAAUAUGACUCCACGAACAGAACAAAAGCAUUUGCAAUCAAAAAUGAAAAAAAUCAAAAAUUUGCAAUCAAAAUUAGAAAAUAUCAAAUUCUAUAACGACUCUGUACAUGCAGAACUUGACAAGAAUAAAGAUAAAGAUGAUUGUAAAAAACACAUUAGACCACCAUCGAUAAUAAUUUAGGAAAAAUAAGUUAUUCAAGGGCAUAUAGCAAUUUCAAUUAGCUAGAGAAGCACACAACAGUAGCAAAUGGUAUUUUUCAAAUUCAAGUACUAUACAAAAUAUUUCACGAGAAUUC
This is a messenger RNA of Trichogramma pretiosum, 2074 nucleotides long. RefSeq lists its product as uncharacterized. Gene Ontology annotation, molecular function: protein binding. The transcript has 12 exons. NCBI's taxonomy places the organism in Eukaryota, Metazoa, Arthropoda, Insecta, Hymenoptera, Trichogrammatidae. The record is from RefSeq and is a predicted model, not a curated record. Bases 292 to 1959 code for a protein of 555 amino acids.